CGAGCCCCCCGCGCACGAAAGAGACCACGGGUCUUCAGAACGCGCAACGCACGUGCCAUGGCUCCGCCUCGCAACUUCUCCGGGGUCUCCCUCUCUCCUCCACCGCUGCAUCACCUGCGCCAGGUGCCCUCUCACCUGGCGCUGAGUGGCUUGGCGAGUCCACGCAGCGUGAUGACUCCGAAGAGCGCCAUGACUCCGCGGAGCCCGGGCGUCCAAGGCUUUCAGACACCGACGCCGACGCGAUACUCUUUCGGCUCGCCGUUCGGCGGCUCGGCGGCGGCUCCAGUGGCCUGGCCCUCGCCACAACGGCCGUACAGGGCACCACCGGCACGUCAGUCCUUUACGGCACCAGUGAAGGUGCGUGCUGCCGUGCGAAAUUUGUCCACAUCCAGCACAACCAGCACAGUGAGCACUCAAAACAGCUCGCUGGAUCGCGCUCCCAGCAGGGAGCCGCGUCCCAUGACACAGAAAGAGCGGCUCGAGAAAGAGUUGGAAAGCCUGGACGAGGAGAUGCGAGAGCUUUGCCAAGGGAUGGACUCGGACAAGGACGGCUUCAUCUCUCGCUGGGACUUCUUCAAAGCAGUGCAGAAAAACGAACUAGUGGCCAAGACUCUGCUGCCUGGGCGAGAUGCACAGAUGGCUAUGAAGUGCGCAGACACGUUUGAUGAGGUGGAGCGUAUCUUUCGUCAUAUGGCUGGUAGCAAAGGAAGAAUUACCUACACAGAUCUCGCGAUGUACUGGCAGGCUGCGCAAGUACCCAAGGAGAAGUUGGCAAGUGAUUUGCAUGACAUUUUCAAGAUCAUUGAUGUAGAUGGCUGUGGGGAGAUCUCGCGCUUGGCGCUGCUCAAUGCGGUGGAAGCCUCGCCUCUGGUUGCUGUCAGACUCCUGCCAGGAGUGAACUGUCAAGAGCCGGAGGAGAUCUUUACCGCCACGCAGGACUUGUUUGAUACCAUCUCGCAUGGCAAGCGCCGUGUGACGUUGUUGGACUUCGAGGAGCAUUUCCGAAAGCGGCGACCAUCGCUGACGAUGAGCCGCAGUAAAGCUGCGGUGCAGCCUGGCAACGGCCUUCUUUGGCGUUCCCAUUUGUAUUGAGGGGCAGGUUGGCCAGGCACCAGGUUUGCUAUCUCUUGCUACGCUGAGCCAGGCACAGGUUCCUGGCCAGGUAGGGUGGUACCGGUCCAGAUGCCCAGGCGUUGCGUAAGAACUGGU
Molecule: messenger RNA, 1209 nt
Organism: Durusdinium trenchii
Lineage: Eukaryota; Dinophyceae; Suessiales; Symbiodiniaceae
Source: the annotation of a GenBank genome assembly